Messenger RNA from Zasmidium cellare ATCC 36951, 1221 nucleotides. RefSeq lists its product as uncharacterized. Gene Ontology annotation, cellular component: cytoplasm; mitochondrion. The record is from RefSeq and is a predicted model, not a curated record. The coding region runs from base 1 to 1221 and encodes 406 amino acids. The transcript is spliced from 2 exons. Gene Ontology annotation, molecular function: lipoyltransferase activity. Lineage: Eukaryota; Fungi; Ascomycota; Dothideomycetes; Mycosphaerellales; Mycosphaerellaceae. Gene Ontology annotation, biological process: protein lipoylation.
AUGAUUCUACGGCACGCUCUCUGCAGGAGCGCCUACGCUUUCAGAGCUUCAAAGACACCACUUGGAGCGAGGAGAUGGCUAUCCAGCUCGCCACAGGAUGGCCUCUCAAGGCCCGUCCAGUCCUACAUCUCGUCAUCCAAUGACCCCUAUCUCAACCUCUCCAUCGAACACUACCUUCUACAGAACGCCGCUCAGGAAUCCGCCAUCCUCUUCCUCUAUGUCAACAGGCCGAGCAUCAUCAUUGGCAGAAAUCAGAAUCCAUGGUUGGAGGCCAAUCUAGCUUUGCUUAAUUCAUCGCCUGACUCGCCCGAGACGGAACCUCCUGGCCUGGGGGCAGUGGACCUGGUGCGGCGGCGCAGUGGAGGGGGCACUGUGUUCCAUGACUCAGGCAAUGUCAACUGGACGGUCAUAUGUCCAUCUGCUAGCUUUACCCGAGACAAGCAUGCAGAGAUGGUUGUGCGGGCGUUGCGAGAUUGUGGCAUCGACAGAGCCCGAGUGAAUGCACGCCAUGAUAUUGUAUUGGAUCAGGGAAGUCGCGGUGCAGACAUUGAUCCGUCUGACACACACAGCACUCCAUACGAGGCCACCGACUUCGAUACACCAAAGCCUUUGAAGGUCUCUGGCUCCGCGUACAAGCUGACUCGCAACCGGGCAUUACACCACGGAACCUGCUUGCUGUCGAGCCCGAACUUGAACAUCAUACCGGACUACCUUCAUUCACCAGCAAAGCCUUUCAUCACGGCACGUGGAGUUGAAAGUGUCAGUUCGCCGGUCGGAAACAUCUUGUUGAGCAACGCGGACUUUAUUCGUGCCGUUCAAGCCAGAUUUGCAAAGCAUUAUGAGCAACAGAGUCUUGACACUAUCGAUGUCGAGGACGAGUGGCUAGAAAUUAGCAGUGUUCGAAAAGGCUAUGAUGAGUUGCAGUCCCUGGAGUGGAAAUACCUUCAGACGCCACAAUUCACAAUCUCGACCAAAGAGCAAGUCGAAGGAGUCAACAUGGAGCUCACAGUACGCUACGGUGCCAUUACGAACGGCUCGAUUACCUUCAACAAUGGAGGUUCCACAUCGACCUUCGAGCUGCCUGGAGCAGUCGUCGGACUCAAGCUGCAUGAACUAUCUUCCUGGGAGGGCGACUUCUGCUCUCCACUCGAAGGACUUGGCCCAGUCGAAAAGAUGAAGCUUGCAAAUUGGCUUCAUAAGAUGUUGCCAGUGACGCCAUGA